AUGAGUGCUGCUCAGAGUCAAACUACACUGGUGUCCAAACUGGAGGCCCUGCAGUGCCACUUCACCUGGGAUCUGGACCCCAGCAGGUCCAAACUCUACCGUCUCCAGGACAAACUGGAUAACAUCGGCACCGAGGAGGGAAACAGCUGGCUGGGUCACAUUCACAACCUGCAGGGGUUUGUUGAAUACAAGAUGAAAAACAUAGAAAAUGCCCAGAGUUUGUUCAACAAGGCUGCAGAGGCCUUCUGCCAGCUGAGAAACGCAGACGAGGGUCCCUGGUUGGUGGUGAACUACGGGAACCUGGCUUGGCUGCACCACCACCUGGAGGACGAAGCAGAGAGUGAGGCUUACCUGUCAAAGGUCGACGCCCUGAUGAAUAAAUACCCGUCUCCAUCCCAGGACGAGCUCCAUCCGGAGAUCUACGCUGAAAAGGUUUUGAGAAAUCCUGUCAGCAGCUACAAUGGAAUUAACCCAUUGCUUAGGGUUUACAGAAACUAUUUAUGUCUUGACGAGGCUAUUGAUUUGAUAGAGGAGGCUCUGGAAAAACAUCCAGAUGAGUGUUAUCUGAAGAGAUGUGCUGCACUCUGCUACAAAUGGAAGAUAAUUUGCAAAGAGCAAAGAAAGCCAAAGCAAAGCGUGAUAGACAGAGCAAUCUAUCUCCACAAGGAGGUGAUUUCUCUUUGCCCUCAUUCUUCUCUCAAGCAGGAAAUAGACCUCGCAACCAUAUACGCAAAGUCAGAUUACGGUCUGGAUAAAGCUGAGCAGAUCUACCAGGAGCUGUUAGAACGACCUGACCUGGAACCUGCAGACAAACAGCUGCUUUACUACAACUACGCAAAGUAUUUACACUUUGAGCAACACGAGUUUGAAAGUUCAGUGCGAUAUCAUAUGAAGGCGGCUGAGAUACCGCACCAAUCCCUCUAUCGUGACGACAGCAUUAGAGUUCUUAAGAAGAUUAAAGACAGAAUGCAUAGAGAAAUACAGGAGUUUCUGCGCAACCUGCAGGAGCCACAGUGA
This is a messenger RNA of Centropristis striata (black sea bass), 1017 nucleotides long. RefSeq names its product interferon-induced protein with tetratricopeptide repeats 2-like. NCBI's taxonomy places the organism in Eukaryota, Metazoa, Chordata, Actinopteri, Perciformes, Serranidae. The record is from RefSeq and is a predicted model, not a curated record. Gene Ontology annotation, cellular component: cytosol. The transcript is spliced from 2 exons. Bases 1 to 1017 code for a protein of 338 amino acids. Gene Ontology annotation, biological process: defense response to virus. Gene Ontology annotation, molecular function: protein binding.